AUGGCGACUAAUAAAACCAGCCAGAAGAAACAGGCUCAAAAGGGUCAGAUUUCUUCUGAGAAAAAGCCUGACGAGGUGUCGUCAUCAGCUUCGGAUUCUGAAGACGCUCCCGAUUUGGUUGAAGACAAGAAGGCGGACGUCGGUGAUGAUAACACUAGCAAACAGUCGCGCAGCGAAAAGAAGGCGCGUAAAGCUAUGUCAAAACUUAACUUGAAGCCUGUUCCUGGCAUAUGUCGUGUCACGAUUCGCAAAGCCAAGGCAAUUAUGUUUGUCAUUAGCAAUGCUGAAGUUUACAAGGCUCAGAACGUCGAUACGUACAUAAUUUUUGGCGAAGCGAAAAUUGAAGAUAUGUCAACUCAGGCUCAAGCUGCUGCAGUGGAAAAGUUGAGAUCUCAAACCCUUGCCGGCGUGACUAAAGAGGUUAACCAGUCCAAGGAGGAUGGGUCUAUCUCGAAGACUGCUAUUGCAGAAGAGUCUGAGGAUGAGGAAGUCGAUGAAACUGGCCUUGAGGCUAAGGACAUUGAGCUAAUUAUGGAGCAGGCCAACGUUUCGCGAUCGAAGGCUGUUAAUGCUCUGCGUAAAAACAAUAACGAUAUUGUUAACGCCAUCAUGGUAAGAGGUUCACUAUUGUUUAAUGACUUUUUUAGUAUCUUUCAACCUAAAUGUUGGUCGAUUUCAGAAGAAAUUCGUGCGGACAAAUACAUGAGCUGGUUUGUAUAUUGCGAAGUGGCGUUUUUUAUGAGAUUUAUUUUGGGAAUGCUCUAA
Messenger RNA from Hydatigera taeniaeformis, 765 nucleotides. The record is from the annotation of a GenBank genome assembly. NCBI's taxonomy places the organism in Eukaryota, Metazoa, Platyhelminthes, Cestoda, Cyclophyllidea, Taeniidae.